GCAGUAAGUACUACUGGUCUAUUAACCAGAUCGUACCACCCUGUCAGAAUAAUCCCUGUUGUGCCUUGGGCCGUCACACCAACCAAGCUUUCGUCCAACGUCACCCCGAGGAACGGGUUGUCUUGUCCUCCCUUGCUGGCUGUCUUCGACCCUGCGCAUCUUUCGGUCUGGACCAGCCACGGUUCUUGAUUUCUGUUUUACUUUUUCGAGCGGCUGCAGAGCCAGAGACUCACUAGUCCUUUGUUCUAUCGCACACAAGGUCUCUAUUGGUACCUUUUCUAACCCCUCACUCGCAUCCCCUCAGUCAUGCGAUUGUCAGUCGGGCGCGACUCAACCCUCGUGCCUGCUCAUCAGUAGUUUUGGCGGACGUGUUUCUUCCGUAUUUAUUCUUUGUCUUCGUUUGGAUAAUUCCAUCUGCCCUUCGAGCUUGCUAUAUGUAUGGCCUUGUGGGGGAUUGCGGUACACUAUGGGCUGUCUCUUUUCUCUACUGUCGCGUGAUGGCAGUCUCACGACAGAGACAAGAGAAGAGGAUCACACCGAGGAAUCUCACACGACCACUGCGUCAACCCAACAACAACAACAGCAGCAGCAGCAGCAGCAGCAGCAACACGCCUCUGCCGUGCUGCGUCCCAUCGAAGGAACCCCACGUGGACUUCGUACUGCCCACCGGGCUUCGAUUCCGAUUAAUCUCCCUCUAGGUGAACACUACAACCAGCCGAUCCGCCCACACGUGUGGAAGAGCAAGCGACGACUAUGGUCGACCGCCCAGCUGGCACGCGAACGAAAGGAGUUCUUCGAGACCCGCGUCACGGGGCGGGCGGAGGUCUGGGCUGCGUUGGCGACGGCGACGGCGCUGCUGCGCACGGGGGAUCUUCGCACGGCACAGAGCAUCAUCGACGCGGCGGGCGUCACAGUCCCGACGGGGGACAUGUGCGAAGGCUGCUACGACGAACAAGGGGGAUUGUAUAGACUGCCGCAGUGUAUCGUUGGUGAUCCGGAGAAUAUCAUUGAUUCUUCAACCGCCUCUUCUCCUGAUACUGCUUCCGCUACUGCGAAGAUCGGGUCUCAUGCUAGGACAAGCAGUCUGGUCCAUAAAGAUGACUACAAUGACUACGAUGACGAUGACGAUGACGAUGGUGAUGAUGAUGAUGAUGAUGAUGAUGAUGGCAAGCAGGGGGUCUCCGGGGAGACUUCCGGUGACGAGUUGAUCGCCAGCGACGCGGAACUCCGCCGAGACGAAAAGGGCAAAACCCGUGAGCGCGAUCUCAUCAGAGUCCACGCCCGGCUGAGUGAUCGCGGCGGACCGGACGUGGUAGUCUGUGUGGGAAAGACGCAGAGCGUGGGCUUUAUCGCUCGCAAGGUGCACCAUGAGGCGAGAGUCACUGGCCAUCAGCGAGUCCGGAUCGCUUAUCUGGGCAAGAUGCUCAAAGAACAUGAAUCGUUACCCGACCAGGGAUGGCAAGUUGGCCAUGUCGUCAAUGCGUUGGUCGUUGCCCAUGCUUCAUGACCUCAUCGUCUACCACAUCAUCUAUGCUUAAUCUCACCUACUUAUGCUUCAUGAUCUAUCUACGGCGUCGGCUCCCUUCCUGCACAAUACCCC
Messenger RNA from Penicilliopsis zonata CBS 506.65, 1600 nucleotides. RefSeq lists its product as hypothetical. The record is from RefSeq and is a predicted model, not a curated record. Lineage: Eukaryota; Fungi; Ascomycota; Eurotiomycetes; Eurotiales; Aspergillaceae. The coding region runs from base 467 to 1507 and encodes 346 amino acids. The transcript has 3 exons.